This is a messenger RNA of Tetrahymena thermophila SB210, 9486 nucleotides long. RefSeq lists its product as hypothetical. The record is from RefSeq and is a predicted model, not a curated record. NCBI's taxonomy places the organism in Eukaryota, Ciliophora, Oligohymenophorea, Hymenostomatida, Tetrahymenidae. The transcript is spliced from 6 exons.
AUGAGCGAUUAAAAGAGCUACACUUCGCCUAAGUAGCUCAUGUAUUUAACAAUCGAAGAUUACUAAUUUGAUAAUAAGAAAAUAUAAAGCAGUUUUGAAUGUAGGGUUAGCAUUAAUGACCUAGAACUUGAUGUUCUCUCUCUUCAUAAAGUUUCUCUUGAAAUUCCUAUUUAUUCUUAUGGAGACUCUUUAAAUCUGUUUUUUGUUAAUACAAAAAAUGAAUUAAUUGGCAGUAUAACUUUCCCAUUGGAGUUAUUUUCAGAUUAAAAAAUUGUCAAAAGAUGGAUAACUCUUUUUGACCCUGAGGAUGAUAAUUAUGAUGGAGACUUUCUUGAAGAUGAUACUGAAGUGCCUCGCGUAUUGCUGAAUUUCUAAAUGUCUUAAAUAUCUAACGAGUACAUAUCUUAAGAAUAGUCAAAAUACGUCUACAUGAGCAACUUAAACUCUUUAAAUGGAUUCGAAGGUAGUAAUAAUGAAGGAAUGAAUGCAAAUACCUACAAUUAAAAUAGCUCUAAUAGCAAUUUUACUUAUAACAUCCCAAUAAAUAAUAAAUUUGGAAAAUCAAUUGAUGCUUUGCAAUAAUAAGAUGAGAAUAGGGAGUAAAAUACAUUGAAUUCAUCUGCAACAAAGAAGAAUAACAAAGAAAUAGAAACAACUCAUUUUGAAUUAGAGUAGCUAAAAAAAGAUUUUGAAUAAGAGCUUUAAAAAAUUAAAUAAGUCACAUAGGACUUCUCAAACGAGAGAGAUAUGUUUUUAAAAUCUCAAAAAUUAACAAGUGCUAAUUCCUCUUAUGAGCUUUUAACUGAAAAGAUAAGCAAGCAAAUAAAUGAGUUUAUUUUGCAAAAUAAUUAACAAAAAAAAUAAAAUGAAUAAAUCAGCUCUCUAUAAAAAGAGAUAUAUAGCCUGAAAGCUACAAUAGCAACUAGAGAUAUAAAUAUUAAGGAUUUAGAGCAAAAGUUAAAAAUAAUGAAACAAAGAGAGGAGUAAUUAUAUGUUCAAAUAUAAGCUUUGAAUGUAGUUAUAGAUGACUUAAAAGCUUAAAAUAGUGAGCUAAAGCAGCAAUACUCUGAGAUUUAAGAAGCACUUUAGAGUUCAGAUCGAAAUAGCUUAAAUUAAACACAGAAAUUCAAGAAGGAAUCAGAAAAAGAUAUUCAAGAUUAAUUAGACUAACAAAUAAACAGCUUUGAUAAAGAAGUUAGAGAUCUUUAAGAAGAAAUCCAAAAGAGAUAACAAAAAGAGCUAGAAAAUGAGUCUAAGCUUAAAGAAUAUGAGUUACAAUUCAAGAUUCAAGACAAAAAAAUAUCUUAAUUGCUUUAAAUCUAAAGAGAAAGUGACCUGCUAUAGAAAUGCAAAUCUAACUAAGGAGAUUCUAGAGAUAGUCAUAUUUAAUUUGAAUAAAAUGUCUUAUUGGAAUAAAUCAAAAAAAAUUAUGAGUUAAGCAUAAAUAACCUUACUGAUAUAAUUCAAAGCAAAGAUAAAUUAAUUUCGGAGCUUAAUUAAUAACUAUAUAUGUCAAUAUAGCCUGAAAAUGAUCUCUCAGCUUCAAACUACUCUUAAAAACUAGGAAAUUCUCACAGCGGUAAAAAAAGUGAAUAAAUAGAAUUUUUAGAAAAUGAAAUACUACGCCAAAUAUAGUUAAUAAAUGCAAAUGAGAAAAAAAUAAAUGAAUUAGUCUAUGAAAAUAACGAUCUCAGAGAGAAAAAUUUCAAUCUACAUUAGAAACUUAAUAUUUCAAAGAGUGAAGGUCUCACUAAGAAUUAACUUUUACAGCAAAAGACUAAAGAAUUAGAAAUUUAAAUUUCAGAGUUAAGAGAAAAAAAUUAUUCAGAUUACCAUGAAAAAGAAUUAAUAAACGCAAAAUAUGAAAAAAUUUAAUUUGACUUUAUUUAAAUGAAGGAAUUACUUUCUUUGAAAGAGUUGGAAGUGUAAAAAUUAAACUCACUAAUACAAGAGAUAUAAUAUGAAAACUCUCAAAUUCCUUCACUAAAAGAAUCUAUACAUAAAUUUGAGUUUAAUUACUAGUAAAUUUAAGCUAAAGUUGAAGAAGUUGAAUAGGAUAAUAGAGACUAUAUGUCAUAGAAUAAAGUUUUAGAAGAGACUCUUGCUUAAAUGAGAGCUUAGAAAGAAGGUUUAUUAUCUAAAUAUGAAGAAGUAUAAAAAAAAUAAUAAGGAACUAUGCUAUAAAUGGAAGAAUUAGCUUAAAGGACAGAAGAAAUGCUCAACGAAAUCUAAAUUUUAACUGAAGAAAAGGAUUUGUUGAAAGAAAAGUAUGAAGUUACUAUCGAAGAAAGAAAUUUGAAAGAAAAUGAAUAUACGAAGUCAGUUUUAGAAAUCAAAUAAACAAUAAUAAUAAUGCAAUAAAAUCUAGACAAUGUUAAUAAUAUCCUAAAUGAAGAGAGAUAGUUGAAUUCAUAGCUAUAAGAAGAAAUAGCAAAAUUAAAUGGAGCAAAUAGUUAAUUAGAAAGCUAAUUUAUUGAGGAAUCAAUCAAAUGCAAAUAAUUAAAUGAAAGAGAAGUUCACUAUAAACAGGAGAUAGGCAAUUUAUAAUAGUAAAUUGCAUAUAAGCACUAAGAAUUACUUUAAUUAAAAGAUUAGAUAACCAGCUUAAGUGAUUCUAGCUCUGAAUUCAAAGAAGAAGCUUAAAAGAAAUUUGAGUACAUGAACCAAGUAAUAAAACAAAAAUAAUAAGAAAUAGAGGAUAUGUAAAAUUAAUUGGAUGAUCUAGAAAAAUAAAUAUAAGAUUUAAAUCAUCAAUCUGAAUAAAAGUUAGAAUCCUAAAAAAUUUAAUAUAACCAAUAAAUUUAAGAGCUGAACAGCUUAAAUUAACAAUAUAUAUUAAAAUUCACUUAAGAAAUUGAGAAUUUGAAGCUUACAGAAUAAUAAGAAAAAGAUUAAAAUGAUAAGAAAUUAAAUUUGCAAAUUAAUAGCUUAAAUAGUCAAAUUUUAAAUCUUUAAAGUGAAUUAGAAGAGAGUAGAUCAAGCAAUUAAGCCUAAAUUAAAAGCUUUAAAACUUAGAUUGAGCUUCUUUAAAAUAAAAAUGAAUAAAUAACAGAUCAGCUAGGUUAGCAAGACUUAUCUAUUUAGAUGUAUGAAUAGAAAAUAUUGCUGCUCUAAAAUUAAGAAAAUGAACUCAAGAUAAACUAUCAAAAAGAGUUAGAAGAGCUAAAGGCUCACCUAAUAUUCCAAAAAGAAUAAGAAAUGACUCUAUAAAAGUAGGACCUUACUUUAUUAUACUAAGGAUAAAUAGAUGAUAUGGCAAAAAGUAUGCAGUAGCUUUAAUUUGAUUUAGAUUUUACAAAACAAAAUUUGAGUAGUUAAAUAGAAGAAGCUCAAAAAUAGAAUGCAUUAUUACAAAAAUAAGAAGAAGAAAUAUCUCAACUUAAUAGUGGCAUAAUAAAAUAUUAAAAUUAAAACUAAGAAUAUAAAACUUAAUUAGAAUUAGAAAAAUAAUAAUAUUUGGAAAAAAAUAAUUAGCUUAAUUAAUAACACAAAAAGUAACUAGAUGAAAUUUAGUUGGAUCACUCAAAAUUAUUAGAUGAAUUGAGGAAUUAGAUAAAAUUUUUAAAUGAAACAUAUUAAAUUAAUUAAUAAUAAGAUGAAGAUAAAAUUAAUGAUUUGGAUUAAAAAGUGAAGUAAUCAAAUUAAGAAAAUUAAGAAAAAUAAGAAUAAAUAGAAUUAUUAAAUGAAAAUAUUGAAAACUAUUAAAACUCUCUGAAUGAAAUCAUAUCUAAAAAUAAAGAAAUUUAGGAAUAGUAUCAGUAGUUAUCCUUAGAAAACUAAGUUGUUCUUGCAAAUUACUAAUAAUCAAAAUAAUAAGUUGAGUAGCUUUAAUAAAAACUUGAUGAUACAAAUAAUUAAUGUGAUAAAUAUCUAAAAUUAUAAGAGUCAUAUGAAUAAGAAAUAGCUAAUCUUAAGGAAUUUAUCUUAUCUUAGGGUAAUUAGUUAAAAGAAUCUGAGGAUAUCAUAGCUACUCACAUAAAAGAAGUAGAAAAUUUAACAAAUAUUAUUAAUGAGUUUGAAAUAAUUCGUUAAAAGCUCAUCGAAUCAGAAGAAACAGAAGCUAAACUAUAAAAUUAGCUUGAAAUUUCUUAAUAAUAAUAAAAAAAUUAUAAAGAUUUAUUGGAAGAAUAAUAUCUAGAAAGUAGCAAACUUCAGCAAAAAAUUGAUGAAUAAUAAUAAGUAAUUAAGAGUUAAUCAUCAGAUUUGAUUAAUCUUAUUAAUGAAAAGAAAGAAUUGUAAAAUCAUUAUGAGGAAAAAAUUACUAAUCUCAAUGAAAAUUUAAAAUCUAUUGAAGAUGAAAAAUACCAAGAAUAAAAUGCAAUUCAAGAGAAAGAUUCAGUAAUAAAUUAACUAAGAAAAGAGUUGGAGCAAUAUAAUCAAGAAAAGGAAAGUUUACAAUCUGAAUUUAAAUAAUAAAUGCAAGAUCUACAAGAAUUAAAUAUUAAUUUAAAAAAAUAAAUAGAAAUUUCCACAUAAACACUUCAUGAAAAAUAAACAGAAAUAGAAGAAUAUAAGCUUAGAUUAACAGAGAAAGCUAAAAAAAUUGAAACAAAUCAGUAGGAAGUAUAGGAGAAUAGCAUAAAAUUAUAAAUAACUAUAGCUGAAAAAGAAAAUGCAGAAUAGAAAAUAAUAGAACUCACUAAAUUAUUAAAAGAAGCUUAACUAAAGGAAGAAAAACUGACAGCAGAAUUGUUAAAAAAAGAAAAUCUAAUUUUAGAAAAUGUUGAUUAAAUAAACAUGAUAAAUGAAUAAUUAGUUAUAUGCGAGAUAAAUUUAAAGGAAAAUAAAUAAUUUGAAAAAGAAUGUCAACAAAAAGAUGAGUUAAUCAAGCAACUUCAGUCUCAAAUUGUCUUGCUUAAAGAUUAGAUUAAAUUACUAGAAGUUUAAUUCAAUGAAAAACAAAGUGAAGCUUCAAAACAUCAAAAGCAUAGCCUUUAAAAAGAUUUUUAGAUUCAAGAAAAAGAAAACGAUCUACAAAAUUUAUCUAAGGAAAAUCAAGAUUUAAAGUAAAAAUUGAACCUAAAUUAAUAAGAAAUUAUUAAAUUAGAGGCAGAAAUAGCAAAUAUAAAGAAUAAAUCAUUAAGUGAAUAUAAUGAGAUGCAAGAAGAAUAACAAAAAUUAAAGGAGUCAUUUUAAUAAGAAAAAUAACAAUACAAAGUUUAAAUAAAUGAAAUUAAAGAUAAUGCUGAAAAGGAAAAAUAAAACUUCAAAAAAUGUAAAGAAAACUUAGAAGAGUAAAAUGAAUAGCUUAGAUUGCAAGUUUCUAAAGCAUUAACAGAAAUAGAAGAAUUAAAAUCUGUUAAUGAUUAAAUUUUUGCUAAUAAAUUAAGAGAAGAAACGAAAAGAUUCACUUCUUUGAUGGAAAAAUAUUAUGAGCUUGAAGAAACAAAUAAUAAAAACUUAGAAAAACUUUAGUAAAAUGAAUCUCUCUUAAAAGAUAUGCAAGAAUAAGAAGUCAUUAGAAGCACUUAAUUGAGUGAUCUUAAUUAAAUUAUUAAAGAAGCUAAUACUUUAAACAAAACUCUGGCUGCAUAAAUCGAAGAUCUGAAAAAGGACAUAGAUGAGAACGAUCUAAAGUAAAACGAAAAAAUAGAAUAAGAAAAAAAAAAAAAUAGAAACCUAGAAGUUAGAUUACAAGAUUUAUAGGAAUAAAUAGUAUAUCUUACUUAAGAAAAUGAAAAAUAUGCUCUCAGUUAACAAAGUUAGAUAGAAACACAAAAACUCGAGGAUUUGCAAAGUGAAAAAAUUUUAUUACUCUAAACAAUUGAAAGUUCUAAUAAAGAAAAGGAACAAUUGAUGCAAGAAUUAGAUUAUUUCAAAGCAGAAUUAGAAUAGUUGCAAAUAGACAGAAAAGUUCUCUAAGAAGAAGUUGAAUUACUUAAUAAAAUGACAACUUUACAGUUAAAAACUUAAGAAAAUGAUGUAAAAUCAGUAUAUUAAGAAUAAUUAGAAGAAGCAAAUAGGAUUAAGCUAGAAUUAAUUUAAAGUUUAUAAGAUAAAGAAAGAGAAUUGUCUGAAAAGGAAGCUGAAUUGCUAGCAACUAAAUUAUAAGAGCAAAGCUUAAGUAAAAAAAUUGAAGACUUGAGAAGCUCUUAAGAAAUGCUAACAAAAGAAUAAUAAAAAUUCUAAAUUAUUUAAGCUGAAGAGCUAGAAAGUAAAUUAAACAAAUACAACGAAGACAAAAUGAGUAUGAUAUAAACUAUUAACGAUUUAGAGUAUACUAUUGACAAAUUAGUUAAAUAAAAUGAAUUAUUAUCAUCAGAAAUCGAGAAAAGAGAUAGAGAAUACAUUUCUGUUUGCCAACAAAUUGAAGAUACAGAAAAUAGAUUAGCUAUGUAAUCUGAUUCAUUGUUUUACUAAGAAAAAUAUGAAACAGCAUUAAAAUAACUAUAAGAAAAGCAACAAGAAAUAGACAAUAUUAAUAAAAUUAGUGAAGAAAAAAUGUUAACUUUGAAGAAUCAAAUUGAGGAAUUAAAAGUAAGUAAUAAAUAAAGCAGUGAAAUUUUUGAAGCUGAAAAGAGAAAUAAAGAAUAGGAAAGGGAUAAUAUUCUUUUAAAAGAGCUAAAAAUGAAAGAAGAGCUCCUUUUAAAUCUAAAAGAAGAGAUUUUGUAGUUAAAAUAGAAUUAUGAUUAAGAAAUCAAAGACUCAAAUUAGAAGAAUAAUGAAUUAAUAUAAAGAAAAGAAUAAGAUCAUUUGAUGCAAAUGAACCACAUGAGAAAUGACUUAGUUUAAUAGUUCAGUGAAUAAUUUGAUCUCCUCAAAAUGAAGUCUGAAUAAACUGAAUUAUAAAAUGCUGAAUAAAUUUAGAGCAUAAUUACAGAAAAAAAUGAAAUAAUUGAAAAAAUUCUUAAGGAAAAAAAUGAAAUCUUAAACGAUCUCUCAAACUAAAAGAAUUGCUUAUAUAAUGAAUUCACAAUAGAAAAAUCUAGACUUAUUUAAAUGAAUGAAAAUCUCCUAGAAGAGCUAUCAGGGUUACGCUAGUCUCUGCAUAAGGCAAAUCUAAGCGAGCAAAAGAAACUGCAAAGCUCAGGAUAAAAAAAUAAAUAUGAAUCAGAAAACGAUUAUAUAACUUAACAAAAUUACGAAGCUUAGGAUUUGCAUGAACAACUUUUAGUUAAAGAAAAAAUUAUAAAGUUGAAAGAAUAAGAAAUCAACGACCUCAUUUAACAAAAAAAUAAAAUUGAUGAAAAAUAUUAAGAAAACCUUCUUAAAAAUGACGAUUUAAUAAAUAGGAUAGAAGAAAUUUCUAAGAGAAAUCAAGAAUUAAUUUAUCAAAAUGAAGAAUUGACUGAGAUAUUUGAGAAAAACUAACAAAAAUUCUAGGUUUUAUCCGAAAUGUAUGAUUUAAGGAUGAGUGAAAUUCAUAACUUGCAAAAUUAGCUUGAUCAAUUUGCUAGCCCUUCGAGAUUAUAGAUAUUUAGUUAAAAUAGAGACCAUAACAGUAAGAUAGAUAGAUAAGAUGAAGAUGAUGAUAGACACACUCUAAAAGAUAGAAAUAUUUUGAAUAAUGAAUCAAGUAUUAUUCCUUUAGAUACAUAAGAGGUAUGUGGAGAUAGCACAACCUAUAAUUACUAAAAUGAAAUUCCUUAGUAAGAAUCAUUUUUUGAAAAACACCCUGCAGCUUUAGCAGCAGUUUAAGCAUCUAACUCAGCUCGCUAACAAUAUUUAUACUACGGAUUGUCUUAUGAAGAUCUUUAAAAGAAAGUAGCUUAACUUGGAGAAGAAUUAAAUAUUGUAAGACAAGAAGACGAAAGUAAGAAAAUCUAAAUUACUGAACUUUAAAAGUAAUUAGAUAUUAUGAGAAACUAACAAAAUGAGAUAGAAUUUUCAUUGAUGUAGUAGCAACAUUAAAUGAACUUAAAAUCUUCAGCAAGGAAAAAUCAAAAUACUUAGAUGUCUUUGCAACUUAAUCCAUCUAAUUAAUAAGCAGGUACAGAACUUUCAAUAACUAAUUUUAACUCUACUGCUCCUGUUCAGUUAACUACAAAUACAUUUGAGGUUAUCCCAGAGUAAAUAGCAACUGAAAGAAAAGAAAAUAAUAAACAAGAAAAUUUGCAAUAAUAUUUUGGAGGAUCAAGGGCUAUAUAAAUGGCUUAAAACGAAGCAACAAUCAUUAAAUUGUAGUUUGAAAUAGAAAAAGUUAAUUCUGAGAAAGACUAACUCUAUGAAGAAAUCAAUUCACUAAGAAAAGAAAUUGAAAUCUUAAUACAUCAAAUUGUUGAAUUAGAAUCAGAAAAUAAGUCACUUAAUUAGAAACUAGACAAUAAAAUAAAAUAAGAAGAAUUAGAUAAUAAAUUGUCAAAUACAUUCGAAGAAAUCAAAAAUUAUACUCCUAAACAGUAGAAAUAUAACUAUUAGUAGAACUAGACUCCAAGUAGAGGAGUUAAUACAUCUCCAUUUAAUAGAUAAGUAACUCCAAAUGAUAAAAAAUCUACUCUAAGCACAUCUAAAAAAUCUCCCAACAGUGUCAAAAGAUAAGAGACAAAGAGUGGAUUUAAGUAAGAAAUCUACUCAAUUUAGGAAGAUCAUGAAUUGAAUGAUUUGAUAGAGAAACAUAUGGAAAUGAUUAAAGAACUCUAACUCAAGAACAAGUAAUUAUAAGAAGAAAAUGAGUAACUUAAAGAUAGCUUAGGUAAGAAUUUGGAUGAUUUGCAAAUGAAAAAUGAUGAGAUUUACAUGAAGUACGAAGAAAAAAUUAAAUAAUACAACUCAGGUUAUUCAGCAAAAUAUAUUAAUUUAAUCAAAGAAAAUGAAGAAUUAAAUUUCCUUAACAAACAACUAAAGGCUGAAAAUGAAAAAAUUACACAAUAAAACGCACAACUAAAAGAAUAUAAUGCUUAGUUAAUUGAAAAAAUAUCUUCAGAAUAAUAAUAGAAUGUACCAAAGUAAAUUUCUAAUACUUAAUCACCUUUUAAAAGCCCUUUAAGCAAGUAAAUUGUUCCAAUAAUUUCUGUAAAUGAACCUCCAGAGUAAGUUAAAGUAUCUAUGGAGAGACCUUAUACUCCUGAAAUGUCAUACAACUAGUAGGACUUCAUUGAGAACUCACCAUAGUUCUAGAGAUUUAUAAGUGGUUUAGAAAAAUAAUAUGAAAAUAGUUAGAAUGAAAAAGUAAAUAACAGAUACUAAUAAAUGUAUUUCUUAAAUGACAACUACAGUGAUGCUCAUAGAUCUGAUUUUAUUAAUAACUCUAAUAAUACUAGUACGAAUAACAUAAAUCUCUCAAAAAGUGCUACAAAAUUACCUCCAUCUGGCUAAAAAAAGGCAAGUGCUUCAUUUAUUUUUACUCAUUCUAAGCAAGAUCUAGCAAGUGAAAAGGAAUCAAAUGUUAAUAACUCUUAUGUGAUAAAUAAUUAACAGUAAUAAAAUUGUCUUAUGAGUGGAUCAAAAUCGCAGAGAUAAGACAAGAGAUCUUCCUCAAAUACCAACGCUAAAAACUCUUUACUCUAAUUAAAAGCAAUUGCUUCUCGUGAGAGUCCUUUUAAAUGA